CCGUGUGCUUGCGGAGUUGCAAGUUUAAAAUCAUCUGCGUCUCCCAACCACCUCGAAAUGAUCCGUUGAAGCGAGUCGGUGUGAUGAGCCCAUCGAGUUGAUGCCUAGUCCCAUUUUACAGAUGGUCGUCGUUCAUGUGCCUUUGGCUCAGCCUACAGCCUCCCAACCCAGGCCCACCCUUCGCCCCCCCUGCUUGGUGUGACUUUGCCAAAUAACGAGUCCCCACUCAACCACCACCUUCUGCCCCACCCUAAAAUCCAACUUCAGUAUGUGGAUGGCGAUUGCACUGUGUCUGGAUGCCUUGGGGACUCGUGGCUGCCUCGGCUAGUCUGUGCUCUCUGGCCCACCUCGUCCCCACCCUGCGCCCCUCCUGCUUAGAGAAAUGCUGAGAUUUUCUUCCUGCGGGGGCCACGGUGGGUCUGGAGGAGAGAAGGAAAGGAAGGCUGAUGACAUGCUCCAUUUCACAGGGUCUGAGCCUCUUGUUCUCCUGCUUCAGGACGCAGCAGAGCACCGCCUACGGCUCCAGGGGACACAGCGGUAAGACCCCGAUUCCCCCACUUACCAGCCGUGGCCGCAGGCAGGUUCCUACCCUCCCUCCCGAACGUUUCUGUCCUUCCUCCACAACAUUCCAACAGCAGUCCCCUGGGCUCUGGGUCACUGUGAGUGUGCAGUGAGAUGAUGCUCAGUACCUGACACGUGUGCAGUGCUCGAUAAAAGCGUUGAACUGCUGCUAAGCACUUACUGAGCUCAUACUACAUGCCGCCCCUGAUCCUGAAGUGAAGAGGCGAAAUAAGACGGGCCAGGGCCCUGCCCUCAUGGAGCUUAUAUUCCAGAAGGGAAGACAGGGUAAACAUGACAAACGACAUAAUGGUCAUAUGUGCUCUGAAGCACAAUGUGACAAGUGACUGAGGCAAGGGACUGAGUAAGACAGGCCUUUCUGGGGAGGUGACAUCCAAGCCAGGCUCUAGGUACCAAGAAAGAGUUAGCCAGGGGAAGAGCAGGAGAAGGGGUGUGUGGGAAUGGGGAACAGCACAUGCAAAGGCCCUGGGGUGGAGCUCAGGGAGGCUGGCGGGAGGAGCAGGUGGGAGCAGCCAGUCUCCGUGGUCCCAGGAAGCGCAGGUGAUUGGCCGUGAGAGCGGCUGAUACCGAUGUUAGCUGAAGUUCAAGGCCAGACCUUGGGUAAAAGCUUGGUUCACGCUGGACAAGUGCCCAUGAGGGAGGCCUUCAGGCCUGGCUUGGGUCGUGUUGCCAUGGACACCUGUCACCAACCCCGCUGGGAACCAGAGCAGCUCCCAGAGGUCACACCCUCUGGGCCCUGACCUGACCUCGCUGGCCACGUGCCACCUGGCCGAGCCUCCCUUCCUGACAUCGGGAGGGGGGUGGGGGGCUGCACAGCUCGGGGCUGGUGCUCCGCGGGGUGUCCACCCACGGGCCCCAGGCCAGGCCGCCGUCCCUCCUGCUCCAGCCAGGCUCCAGGACGCAGCUGGAGGAAGGGCCUGGAUGACAGGGACUGGGGGCAGCCAGGGGACCGUCCAGACAAAGGAGCUGCCCAGACGCACUCCUCACGAGAGCCGGCCACCGGGCCACCGCCACGGCGGGCAGUGCCGUGCCCAGGACUGGGGCCCGCAGCCACGGGACCCCAGGGGAGCCGCGGCGCAGAGCGGGGCUGAGCCUGCUGGGGACAGGGCCACGCUGCCGCCUCCACGUGGGCACAGUGUGUGCCCCACCCAGACCCGGCACAGCCAUGGGGUCCUGUGUGGCUGACAGACACACACAGUGCAGGACAGACAGACAGACAGACACACAGUCGGGGUGGAAAGCACAGCAGAGUGGGCCGCCGGCAGGACGGACGCCGCUCCCGGGAGGACGUGCACACAGAGCCGCAGUCGCCGCCCUCCGAGCUCCUGCUCCAGGUGAUUGCACCUGGGGACAGAAGCACCUGGGCCCCCACCCUUGCCCAGGCCUCGCCACAGAUCGGGCGGCUAAGCUGAGCCCGGAUCAGGAAUUCCCAGUUUCCUAGCAGUGGACAUGAGGGGUGGUGUCCGCAGCUGCCCUCUGACGUUCCAAAGGCUAAUUCUGUACCUCUGGCUGGAGGGGACUCAGUGUCCGUUCCUGCCAUCCAGGGUUGGGUAAGGCCAUCUUCUGGCACAAGGACCUCCCUGCCACCCUGGACUUCUGGCUCUUCUUCCCAUAGGCCAAGCUCAUGACUGCCUCAGGGCCUUUGCACCCCCUCUGCUCACUGUCUGAAACCCCCUCUACCCAGGUCUUCUCCUGAUUCCCUCCUUCCCAACAUUCAGCUCUCAGCUCAAAUGUCACCACGUAGGAAAGGCCACCCUGACCCACCUCCUCACAAUCCCUCCUUUAAAGCCAGCGGCUCAGGCUCAGUUGUUUGCUACCGAGGUUCUGGGCCCUGGCUGCUCGUUAGUAUCACCCGGGGGGGGGGGCGCCUAUCCAAGGAUCCUUCCAUGCCGGGCCUGUGCAGGCUGAUUAAGGACCCCUGCUCUGUGGGUCCCCAGUGCUGGCACUUAGGAAAAAACCCUCACACCAUCUAAUGCGCAGCCCAGACUGAGAAUUCCCAGCCCAGAGGCCUCACAGCCAGCAAGAAGGCAGCGCCCCCCAUCCUUGCUACAGUUUAUUGAGCACCUACUGUGUGCCCACUGUGGUGGUUACAUGCUUUGUGCCUGGUGCUGACUGUGUGCCAAGCACUGUGGAAAGUCCCUGCUGGGACAACAGCUCUGUGAUGUGGCAGCUGCUACCAUCCCCAUUUUACAGGUGAGAAAAGGAGGCACAGAGAGGGACAGUUGCCUGCCCAAAGCCACACAGCCAGAAAGUGGCAGAAGCAGGAAUGGGCCCAGGCGGGUGGCUCCGGGGCCUUGUCUUCAAUGCUGACCCUGAGCCGCCCUGUUCCGUCCAGUCCUCAUGACUCGGCAACCACCAGUAGAGAGUGAGGAGUGGGCCAAGGCCAUGUGGGCAGCAUCCAAGCCACUGGGACUCCACAGUGCAGGGUGCCACCAGGGAGGGGGCGGCUUCCUGAUCCCUAAGUCCUUGUUCCUCCAAGUCCUGGAAACCAGCCCUGGGGGAAAGGUGCAGACCAGAGGCUGGCCCUGCUGCCCGUGAGUGGCCACAGGUCCUCUGGGUCCCCCGUCACUCUCCCUGAUGGCAGUUUUCCUCCUUAACUAUCCAAGCUCAGCUUCUCUGGAUGAACGUUCUCCUUCUUCCUAGAAACGGGAGCAGUCCUACAUCUGAGUGGAGGACCCCAAAGCCAAGGCACCUUGAGCCUGUGUGGGAGCCCCAGUGCCAGACUAGAGCACAAACAGGAACGGGGCGUGCCAAAGCCCUGGGCAGGACGUGCCCCUGGUAGGACAGCCCUGGACAGUCAGGUGCUGUUCCUCCAGCCACCAGCCCGAGCGCCACAGCGGGUGCUGGAUGGAAAUGCGCUGUGACACAGGUGGUGACAUUUGGGGGCCUCCAGCUUCCUCCAGAGAGGAACAAGGCACCAGUGGCCCCUGGGGACCCUGAGCUCUGCGUGACACCUUCGGAUGCCUGGAAACCGCCCGCGUGCGUCACUGCCCGGUCCAUUAACGUGCGCGUGCUAUUUCGGGCGGGUGGCCGUGUUCUCCGGGGUCACAGCCUCAGCGGAGCAGGAAACAGCCGGGCAGCGGGCGGCGGCGACGGGGAGGGGAAGGGCCGGGCCGGAGAGCGCGGAGGUGGCGUCUGGCCCUGAGAGUCCAGGGGUGGAGACCCCGGGCCGCGCCCCCGCCGCGCGCCCUGGAAACGCCUUCGCUCGAGCCUCGCGCUCUGCCUGGAGCUUCCCGAGGAGUCUGUCGGCUCCCCCCACGUGGCUGCGCCGACAUCUGCCGCAAGUCACCGGGGACAUCCUGCCUGGGGUUGGGGGCACAGUUUUCAUUUCCAGCUCUAGUUGCCUCCUCCGGAGGCGGACCCCCCAGCCCCGUCCCCGCCUCACACAGGGUUACAGUCCCUCCCAGAGACGGGGCCACCUUCUGCUGGUGACCAGGGCGCAUCUGCCUUCCCAGGAGGCCUUGGACGUCAGGGAGGACCCGCUGGGUCCCUGGGCCAGCCUCCCGGGUCCAGGCCAGCCUGGUGAGCCCCUCCCGCUCCUGCCAGCUCCACUUCAACCGCCCUCUUUCCUGGCACCGACCCCAGCCCCCAUCCGCCCUGAGCCCAGUGGAGGCCGAGCUCCCGCCAGGGGUCUCCAGGACUCUUCCACGGGUCCUCCUCCAGCUUCACUUCCCAAGGUCUCUGGGGCCUGGGCUUGCCCUGUGCCACCCAGCCAAGGUCCUGCCCUCCCGCCUGCCACUCAGGGCCCUUCCAGACCCGUGUCCUCUGAUCUGCUCCCUGACCCCCGCUCUGCUUGGGGCCUCCAAACUGGGCCCCGCAGCUUCCCUCCACGGGCGGAGGUCUCAGGUUCCCUGCAUUCUGCUCUCUGCUUAGAGAUCAAAGGGACCGGAGGCUGGCCCUCGGGUCCCACAGAGCAGGUCACCAGAGCCGAGGCGCUUGGAUGAACCUAACAGCGGGCCGUGGACUCAUCCCAGGACCUGAUUCUGUUGGGAAAGAAGUAUUUUGACAAGUGCUGGGAGGAAGGCAGGAGCCUGGGAGCGCUGCCAGAGCCCGGAGCUGGGGGAGGCGGCCCUGGGAGGGGCCUUUCCCGUCCCUGGGGAGCGACAGCUCCUACGUGCUGGUCUCAGUGCCCGGGGACUGCGGGAGCUCUGCACGGAACACACUGAAGCCGUGGGGCACUUGGUCGCUGGCUGGCAGAGCGGCAGAGGAACCCCCUCGGGAGGCACCACGCUACCAAAAGGAUGGCCCAGGAGCAGGAGGGCUCAAGUCAGGUGGAAGUGGCCGUCUUCUCAGUGCCCAUCCAAACCUAAGGCGGUUUUCCUGCCCGUCUGCCCUCUGGAGCAGUCCCUUAGGGUCGUCCAUAUACGAGGGAAAGGUAGUUUUUUGCAGGAAGUCCAAGGUCAAGGCAUUAGCAGUGUCUGGCCAGGGCUGCAGGUGCCAGUGGUGGCGCUCCCCCACAGUGAAGGGCGGGGGGCAGAGGGGCCUAGUGGCUCCGCCAACGCUGCCCGAGGUCCUCUUCUGAAGGCCCCGGCCACCGGCCUCAGCGCCUGGGCAGCGGUCUCGGCACCAGGGCUGUCUUUCCACCCGGCGGGGCUUCCCAGCCUUGGUCUGUGGCUCCCCAGCCCUCCUGGUCCCGGCAGGCGCAGUCCUGCCUCCAGCACCAGGGGAGGGCGGGAAGGGGAGGCCCCCGGAAGGAGCAUGCCCCACUUCGGUGCCCACCCACUGUCGCAGGUGCGUCAACAGCGGCCAGGAACAAGGGGGUGGGAGGGCAGCUGCGGGCGCUGAACAUCCUGUCCCAGGGCAGGAGGGGGAUGGCCGCGGGGAGCCUCCGCCAGGUGCGGUCUCUCUCCCAGAGUUCCUGGGUCUGGAGAAUCCGAACCAGGAAACCAGUAGAAGUCCAGGGGGGCCACGGGGCGGGACCCACAGCCACAUCUUGUCCCCAUGGCGCUGGGGGUGGGGGCCGGCCCUGCCGUCACUGCUUCUUCCGAUUUGUCUCAGCUUCAGGACAACCAUGCGGGGCCCAUCAGUAUCCCCAUUUUCUAGAGAAACUAAAAGGCAAGGGAUGUGCUCCAUGUCCCCAAGCUCAGGGGUCUGCACUGGUUUGCAGCCCUGGUAGGCGCAGAGCUUGGAGCGCAACCAGGAGAUACAGGAGCGCGGAGAGGUCUGCUCCAUGCAGCAGGUAAGAGCACCAGGUCCUUCCCAGAGAGCUCCCCGCGGAGCAGGCCAGGGGCUCCUGCUGGGGGACACCCCACCCCCACCUUGUGCCGUACUCACACAGGAAAGACGUCUCCCGGGCUCAGCUCCAGGUCCCGCUCCUGCAGACAUGGCAGGUUCAGAGGGG
Molecule: messenger RNA, 5920 nt
Organism: Ictidomys tridecemlineatus (thirteen-lined ground squirrel)
Lineage: Eukaryota; Metazoa; Chordata; Mammalia; Rodentia; Sciuridae
Source: RefSeq, a predicted model, not a curated record